Molecule: messenger RNA, 141 nt
Organism: Entrophospora sp. SA101
Lineage: Eukaryota; Fungi; Glomeromycota; Glomeromycetes; Entrophosporales; Entrophosporaceae
Source: the annotation of a GenBank genome assembly
AUCAUCUACUAUUAAUUCCUCCUGACAAUAGAACGGAAAUUCAACACAAUGCUAGGAGACUUGUGGCUCAAGAGUCAACAUUGGACUAUUUUAAACUAAAUGAUGGAAAAAACGAGGAACAAUUUAAAGAAUCAGAAAAUG